Ramularia collo-cygni is the source of this 987-nucleotide messenger RNA. RefSeq lists its product as uncharacterized. Bases 1 to 987 code for a protein of 328 amino acids. The transcript has a single exon. The record is from RefSeq and is a predicted model, not a curated record. Lineage: Eukaryota; Fungi; Ascomycota; Dothideomycetes; Mycosphaerellales; Mycosphaerellaceae.
AUGGUCGUCAAGCAGUCAAGCCGACAAGAUGAAGACCCUCUUGGUCUGCCGAUGAGUACGAGAAAGCCAGAGCAAGCACCGGCUUCAGCACCAGCCGAUGGCCCCCGACAGGUGGCGAAGACAGCUGAGAUAACAGCAGCAAUAACUCCAGCAAUCACUCCAGCUCCCAUGACAACUAGCUCUACCAUUCGAGAAGCCUACAAAUACAUCAGAAUUGGAACGCUGCCCAAGUAUAGCGAUGUGAGAGAGGAGGACGAUUUGAUCGACAUGAUCUACGUGGUCGUCGCGGAGAUUCAGCGAGAGCCCAAGCCUAUUCGAUAUCUCGCGGUACGGUCCUGGAACAUCAACGGCAUCCUGACAGGCAGCUAUACGAGGCCUCAAGUGCUCAACCAAUUGCAAGGCAUCGGACUGGCAGUAGAUCCUUUCUUCGCCACCCUGAAUCCGGCACAAAUGGAGAGCUCUCUGCUCCUUCCAUGGGACGAAGUCAACCCAAACGAAAGACCUCGAGAUGCUCCUGUCAAGCCGUUCCGUGCCAAGACGAUCACCACGCGACCUUGUGAUAUUCGGAAGCUGGAAGCGGGCGAAUGCACGGCUGUUGUCGACUUCGUGGACAUAGAUGGUGCCAUGAAUGGCUUAGAGCUGCGUGUAAACUAUCAAGUCGGCCUGCAAUCCACAGAAACCCUUCAGGAGGUCCGCGAUUUCUUUGGAGGUUCAAGAUUUGAGGCCCCGUUGGAGACAUCGCGCACUUUGGACGAAUUGGUCCAGGAUUUCAAGUGCCAAUUCCACAUAUAUGUGCUGCCUCAAGGAGCUGGGAAGAGGAUGCGCCGCUGGAAUGAUGUGAUGGGGUAUAAAUUUGGUGCAUAUCUCAAUGAAGACAUGUGGAAAGUCCAUAAGCAGAUGUUCAUACAGAUUGUCAUUAUGAGAGAGCGGAAGCUGAGAACGUCCAGGGAGUUGAGCAAGAUGUUGGCGGAACGGGAAAGAAACUAG